CGAUGAGGUUGUGUGGAGCAAAGUAGUGAUUCCAUAUUCACCCCGUUAUGUGUCACUACCGCUAUAUUUUUAAGUCUCAUUACUUUCUUUACUUAACUAUUGAUUUUUAAGUUCCAAUCAGCUCCAAGCUAAAGCUUUAGAUUCUCAUUUCUCAAAAUCCAAACAUGGGAGGGAGAAGGCAAAGGCUCCACCUUCGUCCACCUGCUCAUCGUCGUUCUAAGCCUGGUGGCUUUUGGUUUCGCCAUUGCUGCUGAAAGAAGGAGAAGGUCAUAUGAUGACAGAUCAAAAUAAUGCGACAUACUGUGUCUACAGCUCAGAUGUUGCAACUGGUUAUGGAGUGGGCGCUUUUCUGUUUCUUCUUUCUGGUGAAUCGCUGCUGACAGGUGUUACAAAGUGCAUGUGUUUUAGGAGACCUUUAGCUCCAGGUAGGAAUCGAGAUUGGACCAUCAUCUACUUUGUGUCAUCAUGGACAACAUUUCUGGUAGUUGAAGUGAGUCUAAUAGCAGGAGCUACAAAAAAUGCCUACCACACCAAAUAUAGGGGAAUGAUUAUUACACAGAACUUCUCCUAUGAAACAUUGCAGAAAGGAGUAUUUGUGGUUGUAACGAUGAUCCUGAAUGUUUACUUCUACAUGUAUUUCACCAGGGCCACUGCUGCCCAGGCUGCCCACAAAGCAAAUCGUGCAAGUUUGACAGUUGGGAUGACUAGCACUGAGUAUGCAUAGAGCCAGCCAAUGAAACUAGAUAGCUAAGUUUUGUUUCUUAACGUCAUGCGGGUUUAUGUAAGUCUACUGAUAUCUAGUGUUUGUGUUCAAAGAUAAUAUAGUGUUGUUAUGAUUUUAAUUUUUC
Molecule: messenger RNA, 848 nt
Organism: Mangifera indica (mango)
Lineage: Eukaryota; Viridiplantae; Streptophyta; Magnoliopsida; Sapindales; Anacardiaceae
Exons: 3
Coding region: 272-724 (150 amino acids)
Source: RefSeq, a predicted model, not a curated record